AUACACCGAAGUAUAUUAAUAAAAAUGGAGCACUGGAAGGACCUUAGCGGAAAAGUAGUGAUGGUGACGGGUGCAUCGUCAGGAAUCGGGUUAGAGUUCUGUCUCGACUUGGCCAAAGCCGGUUGCAACAUCAUUGCUGCUGCUCGUCGUGUUGACAGACUAAAAUUUCUAUGCAACCAAAUUAAUAGUAAUUCAAAGGGACCUCCACGUGCAAUCGCGAUCCAACUUGAUGUUACAGCUGACGGUGCUACAAUUGAGUCCGCUGUACAAAUAGCUUGGGAUGCAUUUGGACGUAUUGAUGCCUUGGUUAACAAUGCCGGCAUUACAGGUAAUGUGCACUCUUCACUAGAAUUGCCAGAGAAGGAGUGGGACAAUGUCUUUAACACGAACCUAAAAGGGGCAUGGUUGGUGUCUAAAUAUGUAUGUAGACGUAUGCGCGAUGCUAAACAGGAUGGAGGUUCUGUUAUUAAUAUCUCUUCAAUGGCUGGUUUGAAUCGGGAAGUAUUCAUAGGGCUGCUUGCUUACGCUUCUUCAAAAAUGGCUCUUGACAUGCUCACUAAGAUUAUGGCGGUUGAAUUGGGAGUAGACAAGAUCAGAGUGAAUUCAAUAGCCCCAGGAUAUUUCAAAUCAGAGAUAACAGGGAGCCUUAUGGAAAAGAAAUGGUUCGAUAAUUAUACUAGGAGAACCGUUCCUCUAAGAACAUUGGGAACGAUAGAUCCAGCUUUAACAUCAAUGGUGAGGUACUUAAUUCACGAUUCUUCUGAAUAUGUUUCGGGUAAUGUCUUCAUCGUUGAUGCUGGAACUUCCUUACCAGGUGUCCCCAUUUUCUCAUCACUCUAA
This is a messenger RNA of Solanum verrucosum, 840 nucleotides long. RefSeq lists its product as uncharacterized. The record is from RefSeq and is a predicted model, not a curated record. Bases 25 to 840 code for a protein of 271 amino acids. Lineage: Eukaryota; Viridiplantae; Streptophyta; Magnoliopsida; Solanales; Solanaceae. The transcript is spliced from 3 exons. Gene Ontology annotation, molecular function: oxidoreductase activity.